Nicotiana attenuata is the source of this 1686-nucleotide messenger RNA. RefSeq names its product E3 ubiquitin-protein ligase RHF2A-like. Gene Ontology annotation, molecular function: ubiquitin-protein transferase activity. Lineage: Eukaryota; Viridiplantae; Streptophyta; Magnoliopsida; Solanales; Solanaceae. The record is from RefSeq and is a predicted model, not a curated record. Bases 114 to 1253 code for a protein of 379 amino acids. The transcript has 10 exons.
UAAUAUUCCGUUUUUUGUCUCUCAAAAUACUAGGUUCCUGAAAGGGACCUUAGCGUUCAUUCUCAUCAUCUCUGGGGAACAAAUUUCUCUAAACCUUACAGGAGGUUUUGGGAAUGGAUGAGGUCAUGAAAACAGAGGGUCAUUUGACAUCACCUGCAGCUUUUGUGGAAGGUGGAAUUCAAGAUGCCUGUGAUGAUUCUUGCAGCAUUUGCCUCGAGGCUUUCUGCGAAAGCGAUCCUUCUACGGUAACUAGCUGCAAUCAUGAGUUUCAUCUCCAAUGUGUCCUGGAAUGGUGUCAGAGAAGUUCUAAUUGUCCAAUGUGUUGGCAGUCCAUAAGUUUGAAAGAUCAGAUGAGUCAAGAAUUGUUUGAGGCUCUGGAACAAGAAAGGAACUUUAGAGUUAAUGCGGAAAGAAAUGCUACACUAUUGCACCUUCCUGCGCUUGGAGAUUUCGGAUUACAGCAUUUACCUGUGGAUAUUGAUGAUCCUGAACUUGAAGAGCGCAUUCUUCAGCAUUUGGCUGCUGCUGUUUCAAUGGGAAGGGCUCACCAUGCGGGUCGAAGGGAGGGCUCAAGAAAUCGCUCAUCCGCCAAUGACCGUCCACAAUUUUUUCAUCCUAAUUCCUCUCCAACCGCUUCUGUUUCACCUUCUCCUGCGGGAUUAAAUUCUGAUCUUGCUGCAGCCACAAUAGCUGAUUCUUCUCUUCCCAUUACCCCCGGUAACAGUGAAUCAGCACAACAUACGCCUCACCUUUCAUCAGUUCAAAGUAAUCAACUUUCUGCUUCAUCAUCUCGAUCUGUUCUGAACCCAGCCACAAUACAAGGAAUAUCUAUUGGUGAUAGACACUCUUCUAGUUCGUCUUUGACACCAAGCCAAGGGAAAGCUGGACCAUCAGACCUUCAGUCACUAUCAGAGUCCUGGAAAUCUCGAUUUAAUUCUCUAUCAAUGAAAUAUAAAGAAUCAAUCUCAAAGAAUACACGAGGGUGGAAGGAGAGAUUGUUUUCUCGAAGCUCUUCAAUGCCUGAUGUUGGUUCUGGUAGGAGCAAGGCGAAUGCUGGAAUUGCUAGUCUAUCUCGCCUGAUGGAACGCCUGGAAACUCGAGAAAAUAGUAGAGCUGGUUCUGUUUCAGCAGUUACUAAUAUAGUGGAUUCUUCACACACACUCCAGAGAGACCAUGGUAAUAUGGGUACUCAUAUUGGAAAUGGAUUGAACCGAAACUCAACAGCUUCUGCUGCAAGUUCAGCUCGGAAUUAAGUCUUCUAUUUAAGCAUUUACCUGGCAUCUGUCCUCAGCAUUUCAUCUUUGAAUGGAUUGCUGAGUUGCUUACACUUUUGGUUUGUCACUCGCCCUAUGCAUCGAGUACAGCAACAGAAACUAAGGAUUGCUAAAGAUACUUUCUUGCUUUGUCGGUUUGUCCCUUGCCCUAUAUUGAGUGGAGCAGCUCUUGUUAUCGGUACCUCUUUGCUUUUGUUGCUAGUUGAAGAGGUCUCUUUUGGUUGCUAAAAGGCAACCCUAUAAAAGAAACAAUGUUAUUAACUUGCCGGGGUUCAAAUAUGACAUGCUGAGGACGAGAUAUCUUCCUCCAGUCUUUUCAAAAGGAGCAAUAGCAGUUGCAACAUGAAUGUGAUUUGCCUGUAUAUUUGUUUAUACGUUAACGUGAAUCGAAUGUUGAACCAUAUCACUAGAA